Messenger RNA from Rubroshorea leprosula, 1315 nucleotides. Lineage: Eukaryota; Viridiplantae; Streptophyta; Magnoliopsida; Malvales; Dipterocarpaceae. The record is from the annotation of a GenBank genome assembly.
GGGAUCUUGUGUUUGCUACAACAUUGUUUGUUAUGCGAUGCUUAUGAGAAACUAGCUGCAAUAGAGGCUUAUGAUGCGUCUAUAGCAUGAGAAGCACAGGUGAGGUUUUCACAUAAUGCUGGUGAAUCAUCUGCUUCAAGUACAAAUGAUCCAAUCAGCAUCCAAGUCCCAGUGAAAGCUAAUACAGUGGUUUCUUUUCACAUUGCUAAUUGAACUUUUGUUACUCUUGAGAUGGAUUUCUUAGGAAGUCUGGUUUUGAGUUAAUUUCUGUUGAUUCAGAUUAUGUGCCUAUGCAAGUUGGUAUUAUUUCUUUUAACAUCAUUUCCCCAUUUAAUUACAUAUGAGUCACUGCUGUUUGCAGCAUGGGAGGCCUGUUUAUCAAGCAGAUGCUGUGUAAAGCAAAGGCAGAAAAUAUUGAUGACUUUGUGAACAAUAGCAUUGGAGUUGUGUUCUAUAGCUGCCCACAUUUUGGCAGCAAGCUUGCUGACAUGCCUUGGUGCAUGGGUCUAGUGUUUCAUCCAGCCCUAACUGUUAGUAUCUGAUUGAUUGUGAAUUAAACUUUUUUUACAUCAUUAUUGGACAAUUAAUUCUUCGGUUUUAGACUAUUUAUUUUUUUGAUGUAGUUUAGGUUUUACUCUGUAUAAUAGAUGAACUGAUGUUUGUAUUUUCUUGUCACUUUCCCCGUAAGAUGUGGUUCUCCAAGACUCAUUGAGCUUAAUGACUUCCUUCUUCACCUUCAUAAGAAAAGGAUGCUUGAAGUCUUUAGUUUCUGUGAGACUAAGGUAACUCCAAUUGUUGAAGGAUAUGGUGGAUGGGCCUUUCGUGCAGAAAUUGUGCCAAUCGAAUCAGCAUAUCCCAGUUUUGGUGAACUUGUUGUCUUGGAGUCAACAGAUCACAUAAACUCAUGCAGACCACUCAGCCACACUGAGCCUUUGCACACAGAAAUACUAGAAUUUUUGCGUAAACUGAAAGCAUAAUAUACAUGAAGUUAACUUACCCACAGCAUUGAAUUGAUAUUCUUUCGUUGAUAUAAUUAAUCCUAGCAUAUGGAGCUGAACUUGACAGAGAUAGUUGGAUUUUUGCAUAGACAAUAAUGGAAGUUUUGACAUUCCGCAGCACAGCUUAUCUUUGAAUCAAAUGGUCUCCAAAUCAGUUAAGACUAACCUUACCUCUAGGAAGGGAGUUUGUAGCUAUUAGUGAAUCUACAUUCCUAUCAUCACUGUUUAUUAUAGCACUUCUAGUUGGUCUCCUCAGUUUGUACAUUAACAUCCCUGGUCUUCUGUAUUUUCUUGAAAGUUACCUUCUUGAUUCAUUA